AGGGAAGUCACUAUAAAGCAACUCUUGCCUCUCCAAGCAGACCUCAUUUCUUCUCCUGCUGCCACCUAGUUAGCUCAUUCUCCCCCUCACUCUUUGCCUCAUUUUCCCCCUCCUAGCUUUCCUAGGUCUCGCCCUUCUCGUCAUGGCUCUCUGGAUCCGAUCACUGCCUCUCCUGGCCCUCCUUGCUCUUUCUGGCCCCCCUAUCAGCCAUGCUGCUGCCAACCAGCACCUCUGUGGCUCACACCUAGUGGAGGCCCUCUAUCUGGUGUGUGGAGAACGGGGCUUCUUCUACUCUCCCAAAGCCCGACGGGACCUCGAGCAGCCCCUAGUGAAUGGCCAUCUGCAGAAUUCAGUGGAAGAACUGCCAUUCCAACAGGAAUACCAGCAAGACAAGAGGGGAAUCGUUGAGCAAUGCUGCCAUAACACCUGCUCCCUGUACCAGCUGGAAAACUACUGCAAUUAGAGGAGACAAAUAUGGAGGGGAGUGUGUGUCUGUGUGUGUGAGAGAGAAAGGCACUUUCGGUAUUGCACCUUUAAAGCAAUUGAAUAAAAAUGCUGUGAAUCUA
Messenger RNA from Malaclemys terrapin pileata, 566 nucleotides. It is a transcript of the gene INS, whose product is annotated as insulin. Gene Ontology annotation, molecular function: hormone activity. NCBI's taxonomy places the organism in Eukaryota, Metazoa, Chordata, Testudines, Emydidae. Gene Ontology annotation, cellular component: extracellular region. The transcript has 3 exons. The record is from RefSeq and is a predicted model, not a curated record. The coding region runs from base 143 to 463 and encodes 106 amino acids.